This is a messenger RNA of Clupea harengus (Atlantic herring), 1686 nucleotides long. RefSeq names its product iron-sulfur cluster assembly 1 (gene isca1). Gene Ontology annotation, biological process: iron-sulfur cluster assembly. Lineage: Eukaryota; Metazoa; Chordata; Actinopteri; Clupeiformes; Clupeidae. The record is from RefSeq and is a predicted model, not a curated record. Gene Ontology annotation, cellular component: mitochondrion; cytoplasm. Gene Ontology annotation, molecular function: 2 iron, 2 sulfur cluster binding.
ACAUGCGCAAUCUUCUACAUUGUGCUAUCAGCUUGAUUGUUUGGUUGUUUACGCUUAGACAGUUCUAGAGGAACCAAGUAAGAAAGUCAAAGAUGUCGGCGUCCAUGGUACGAGCCACGGUCAGAGCGGUCAGCAGAAGGAAAAUUUUGCCCACAAGAGCUGCAUUAACCUUGACUCCCUCUGCUGUGAACAAGAUCAGAACACUGCUGCAUGAUAAACCAGAAUAUAUUGGAAUGAAGGUUGGUGUGAGGACAAGGGGUUGUAAUGGCCUGACCUACACACUUGACUACACAACAGCGAAGGACAAGUCAGAUGAGGAGGUGAUCCAGGAUGGUGUUCGAGUGUUUAUUGAGAAGAAAGCCCAACUCACACUCCUGGGGACAGAGAUGGACUUUUUAGAAUCAAAGCUCACCAGCGAGUUUGUGUUCAACAAUCCCAACAUCAAGGGCACGUGUGGCUGUGGGGAGAGCUUCAACAUCUGAGACGGGCGUCCACUCACUCACGCGCCCCUCCAACCCCGAGCCCCCCUCUCCCCCUUUUGCGUAUAGACACACAAACACUGCCCUGCUUUGGAGCGAGGAAUUAAAGAUCUCUGGAGAUGGAGAGACUGAGGAACAGAUGAGUGUUCAGUUGACUGCUGGGAUUGAAGAACCUGUGACCCCUGUGCUGCAUCCUACACACACACACACACACACACACACACACACCCCUAUGCUCAUCAUGCAUCAUGCUUUCAUACAUUUUCAAAAUCUGAUCUGCAUAUGGUUAGCCACCCAGAGAAGUACAGAGUUGAGGGGCACCACCAUACGGAUCAAAGCCAAGAACCGAGGAGGUUAGAGUUCAACAUGCCAAGGUGGAGGUGAGAGUUCAGCAUCACAGGUUAUCUGUGCUGUGUGGCACGUGUUUAAUGGGUUCAGCAUCACAGGUUAUCUGUGCUGUGUGGCACAUGUUUAAUGGGUUUGGGCAUGAACUCAAUCACUCGCUGUUGGUCUAGAGGUACUGGUUAACCCACCAUUCCCCCAGUGCAGGUUGGAGGAACAUGUUCCUAAUCCAGCACAAGUACCUGGUAUGGGUGUGCUCCUGACACGGCAACAGUGCCGUGGCGUUGGAGACUGCUCCUACAUUUGUCAAAGUUUUGGCAUGCUGGUAAAAUAGCACCUGUCCUUUCAGGAUUAGGAUGACUUGGUCCAAGUACAGUGGAUUUAGGCACAUUCUUGAUCCCUGUUUGAAGUGUAGGCAUCUUCCUUAGUCAGCAUUGGUGCAGUGCGUUUGGGCACGCUCUUCAACUCCUGAUCAGGUCUGCAAGUUGAUACUGAAGUUGUUUAGUUUGAGUGUGCCAAUGAAUCAGAGAAAGUCCAGAAAGUGGUGGAGAUGAUGUUGUGUAUAUAUGCUAGUGGCAACAUUGUAUAGGGACGUUACUAAACUUCAAACAAAAUCUGAUGAAGACCUUUGAUCAGUGGUCCUUCAUGUUGUCAAACUAAUACUGAUCAGCAUCUGAAGUCCUGCAGCACAGGAGGCCGUGUGCUUGUAUUUUUUUUUUUUUGAGUGUCUGAAAUUGUUUGCACAUCAUAAGUUAUGUGGUUGUAAAAUCUGAAUAUAUGUACAUAGAAAGAAUGUAAAAUGCCCUUAAACUCGAAACGCACAAAAAUAAACUCGGAAAGUGCUUAGCUUUCCUUCAACAACAAA